Molecule: messenger RNA, 920 nt
Organism: Myotis daubentonii (Daubenton's bat)
Lineage: Eukaryota; Metazoa; Chordata; Mammalia; Chiroptera; Vespertilionidae
Exons: 2
Coding region: 128-739 (203 amino acids)
Source: RefSeq, a predicted model, not a curated record
CCACGCCCCCCGGAGCUGCUGCGCUGCACAGCCGGGCUCGCCGGCUCGGGUGAGGCAGCAGGCGCCUCGCCGGGUCCUGCCUGCUGUGGACGGGACCCUCCUCGCUCUUCCCACUCCCGCUUCCCUCAUGGCCAGGACAGCUUGCUUCCCAGGGAGCUGCGGGUUCCAUGCCCCCACCGGCCUUCGGGGCAGAUGCGCCAGCGAUGUCCCAGCGUCCCCUGGAGGGUCCCUCAGCAGCCGCCAGGCCCGCACGGACCCCUGCAUCCCCCGCUCACCCCGCUCACAGGGAGUGAGAGUGGCCGGCCACAAGCCAGUGGGUCUGGGGUUCCACGCAGGGACUCUGAAGUCCCGCUGCCGGGGUCAGAGUCGGAAGAGGGAAAAGGAGGAAGGGCGCACGCUUUCCAGGGCCGCCGUCAACAACGCCAGGUGUCUCGCCCGCAUCGGCAGUGGAAUCUGCCCGAAGUCCUUCGAGGCGAGCACGCCAUCGCCCCCACCGUACAGUGAGGUCAGGGGGGAAGGCACCCCAGGGGUCAGAACUGGAGACGGAACAUGCCCGGCUUCGUCUUCGCCCCGAGCGUCCUCCAAGCGCCCAAAACACAUGGCAUGUGGCUGGAGAUGCAGAAGACCAGAGCCUCGAUGGCCGCCACAGAGGAGGGGAGGUGGGGCCUGCAGUGCUGCGCAGUCCUUGUCCUCUAGCUCGGUCCCCUGUCCUCUCUCUGAUCGUAGCUCAUGUCAGUAAUCGAUCCACACAUCAGGGGGCCCCUCAACACAAGCUGAGCCCAUUGUAUUGGCUCUCAGUUCCCUUUAAGAAGCUGAGACCCCCUGCCUUCCCGUUUAUCCCACUCAGCUCCGCUCCGGCCUGGAUGGAGCACCUCCGCACUGAGCAUCCGACCACACCUCUCGCCAGCCUUUCCGCCCGG